Messenger RNA from Mesoplodon densirostris (Blainville's beaked whale), 2164 nucleotides. RefSeq names its product ClpB family mitochondrial disaggregase (gene CLPB). Gene Ontology annotation, biological process: cellular response to heat. Gene Ontology annotation, cellular component: cytoplasm; mitochondrion. Gene Ontology annotation, molecular function: ATP hydrolysis activity; ATP binding; protein binding. The transcript is spliced from 16 exons. NCBI's taxonomy places the organism in Eukaryota, Metazoa, Chordata, Mammalia, Artiodactyla, Ziphiidae. The coding region runs from base 72 to 2093 and encodes 673 amino acids. The record is from RefSeq and is a predicted model, not a curated record.
GCCGCGGCAGCCAUGUUGGACGUGGAGAGCACAGGGGCCGGCACCAGAGGGUUAUCGAAGCAGCUGUCACGAUGCUGGGGUCCCUGGUGUUGAGGAGAACAGUGCCGGCGCCGCGGCUGCUCCUCCAGCUGCUUAGGUCCCCAUCGCUCCGGAGCCGUGGGAGUGCCACCGACCGGAGUGUGACCACCGGGGGACGCGAGGAGCCUCAGUGGCUGAGGGCAGCCAUCGGGGGGCGCCCUGGAACAUCGCCGGCCUUACUCACCAGAGGAGAGGCAGCCACUGGGGGGCGCCAGAGAGGAGGUACCGAGACCCCCGCCACGUGGGGACGCCUUCCUAGCCCUGAAGACACUCUGCCUGGACAGGACAGCUGGAACGGGGUCCUCAACAGGGCCGGAAUGGGCGUGUGGGCGCUGGCGACGGUGCUGGUGGUACACUGUUACAGCAAGAGCCCGUCCAACAAGGAUGCAGCCCUGGUGGAAGCUGUUCGAGCCAACAAUGUCCAAGAAGUCAACAGGCUGUUGUCGGAAGGUGCUGAUGUCAAUGCAAGGCACAGACUUGGCUGGACAGCACUCAUGGUGGCAGCCAUCAACCGAAACGACAGUGUGGUGCAGGUCCUGCUUGCAGCUGGUGCUGACCCAAACCUCGGGGAUGAUUUCAGCAGUGUUUACAAGACUGCCAAGGAGCAGGGAAUCCAUUCUUUAGAAGUCCUGGUUACCCGAGAGGAUGACUUCAACAACCGGCUGAACAACCGUGCCAGCUUCAAGGGCUGCACAGCCCUGCACUAUGCUGUCCUUGCUGACGACUACCGCACCGUCAAGGAGCUGCUUGAUGGAGGAGCUAAUCCCCUGCAGAGGAAUGAAAUGGGACACACACCCUUGGAUUAUGCUCGAGAAGGGGAGGUGAUGAAGCUUUUAAGGACUUCUGAGGCCAAGUACCAGGAGAAGCAGCGGAAACGUGAGGCCGAGGAACGGCGCCGCUUUCCCCUGGAGCAGCGGCUGAAGGAGCACAUCAUUGGCCAGGAGAGUGCCAUCGCCACAGUAGGUGCUGCGAUCCGGAGGAAGGAGAAUGGCUGGUACGACGAAGAACACCCUCUGGUCUUCCUCUUCCUGGGAUCAUCUGGAAUAGGAAAAACAGAACUGGCCAAGCAGACAGCCAAAUAUAUGCACAAAGAUGCCAAAAAGGGUUUCAUCAGGCUAGACAUGUCUGAGUUCCAGGAGCGGCAUGAGGUGGCCAAGUUUAUUGGGUCCCCACCUGGCUAUAUUGGCCAUGAGGAGGGUGGCCAGCUGACCAAGAAGCUGAAGCAGUGCCCCAACGCUGUGGUGCUCUUCGAUGAGGUGGACAAAGCCCAUCCAGAUGUGCUCACCAUCAUGCUGCAGCUGUUUGAUGAGGGCCGGCUGACUGAUGGAAAAGGGAAGACCAUCGACUGCAAGGACGCCAUCUUCAUCAUGACCUCCAAUGUGGGCAGUGACGAGAUAGCACAGCACGCGCUGCAGCUGAGGCAGGAGGCUUUGGAGAUGAGCCAUAACCGGAUUGCCGAGAACCUUGGGGAUGUCCAGACUAGUGACAAGAUCACCAUCUCUAAGAACUUCAAGGAAAAUGUGAUUCGCCCCAUCCUAAAAGCUCACUUCAGGAGAGAUGAGUUUCUGGGACGAAUCAAUGAGAUCGUCUACUUCCUCCCCUUCUGCCACUCGGAGCUCAUCCAACUCGUCAACAAGGAGCUGAAUUUCUGGGCCAAGAGAGCCAAGCAAAGGCACAACAUCACACUGCUCUGGGACCGUGAGGUGGCGGACGUGUUGGUUGACGGCUACAAUGUGCACUAUGGCGCCCGCUCCAUUAAGCAUGAGGUGGAGCGCCGUGUGGUAAACCAGCUGGCAGCCGCCUAUGAGCAGGACCUGCUGCCAGGGGGCUGCACUCUGCGCAUCACUGUGGAGGACUCAGACAAGCAGCUACUCAAGAGUCCUGAACUGCCCUCACCCCAGGCUGAGAAGCGUCCACCCAAGCUGCGGCUGGAGAUCAUCGAUAAGGACAGCAAGACCCACAGAUUGGACAUCCAGGCACCACUAAACCCUGAGAAGGUGUGCCACACCCUCUAGCGUCUACCUACCUGCCUAUACGUGCCCUGAACACCUAAUAAAGCCCCCUUGGCUGUGGCAUGGUAACCGAC